UCACGAUAUAAAUAUAUUAUUUCCUUUGGAACCCUACAUGCUCCAAAUUUUUGAGCGACAGUACAUACAUAUAUGCGAUCAAUUGUUUUUGUUUUUUUAAUAUUAUUGCUUAAAUGUCAAUGGCUUUAACCUCGAUAACGGCCACCGGAGAAAAUUAACAGAAAUAGACCGACAAUUUCAAAUUGCCGCGAAAAUGUGCGACUGUCCGAGGGACGAAGAGGAUGAUGCCAGGAAGAUCCCGGAAACAGUGACGCUUUUCAGAAAAUGUGCAGAACCAUACCGUCCGAUGAAAGAUAUAGGCAAAUCAAUGAGCUGUGGUGCAAUCUCAGACAAAGAUGUCUGGAGUCCCGCUGAUUCCUCGCGAUCAAAUCUUAGAUACAGAAUCUGCGGAUCACCAAAAGGAUCACAAUUGAACUCAAGUAGCUGUAGUAGUUCUACCAAAACGUACAAGUUCGUCUGUCCUGAAGAGUACGAGAGUCUAGGGGAAGCUGAAGAAGAAUUUUGGCAUCCACCGGUAUUCUCGUUCGAGCCCUGCGUCGACGAAGAGGAAGUCGAGGAAAGGCCAGACAUCGAGUGCACGUUAGCGAUUAUAAAACCAGAAGCAGUGGUUUACAGAAAACAGAUCGAGCGGCGUAUAUUCGAGGAAGGUUUCGAGAUAUAUCAAACGCGAUGGUUGCAACUCACACCUGAACAGGUGUCUGAGUUUUACUCGGACAAAUAUGGACAGUUGAAUUUUGCACACCUCGUCGCCUACAUGGCCUCAGGGCCCAUAAUCGUUCACGUUUUGGCGAAAAAAUGCGCCAUUCACGAGUGGAAACUGCUCAUGGGACCGACAAAAGUCACACAGGCUCGUUUGUAUUAUCCUGAUAGUAUAAGAGCGAGGUAUGGCAGGAGGGGCGAGGAUUUUCAAAAUGCAGUUCAUGGAAGCAAUAAUCGGGAAGAGGCUGAGAAAGAAAUUCAUUUCUUCUUUCCUGAUUUCAUAAUCGAGCCCCUGUUGAAGAACGAAAUGGCAGAAGAUUACUUGUGGGAAGUACUCAAUCCUACACUCGUAGAAGCUCUAUCCACGUGUUGCAAACUAAAACCCGCAGAUCCUGUCUUAUGGCUUGCCAAUUGGUUGAUUACGAACAAUCCUAAUAAACCAAAAUUGCCUGAAGAUCUAGCCAUGGUUAUAUCGUGAAUAUCAAAAUUUAUAUUUCAUUAUUCUCAAAUCUUUUUUGUAUACUCUAUAAAUGUUUCAUUAGUGAUACAAAUUAAAUGUUGU
Frieseomelitta varia is the source of this 1261-nucleotide messenger RNA. RefSeq names its product nucleoside diphosphate kinase homolog 5-like. The transcript has 5 exons. Gene Ontology annotation, biological process: UTP biosynthetic process; GTP biosynthetic process; CTP biosynthetic process. The record is from RefSeq and is a predicted model, not a curated record. Bases 194 to 1177 code for a protein of 327 amino acids. Lineage: Eukaryota; Metazoa; Arthropoda; Insecta; Hymenoptera; Apidae. Gene Ontology annotation, molecular function: nucleoside diphosphate kinase activity.